AUGCAUUGGAGUUUGGCCAUAGAAGCUUUGAGGUUGGAAUGGGAAGAAAGUGGUAUAGUUGUUGUGAACAAGGUUUCAUGGAAGGCGGUGGUUUGUUCGCCCGCGGUUUGGUUUACCAGCGGGGGUAACGUUUGUGCGAAGGAGAAUCUUCUACCGGUGGCUUUGGCAAAAGGUAUCGGGUCUUCCAUUGUUGGACUCCAAAGUUCACAUAUCGAGGUUCUAAUCAUCGUUGGGCCACCAGACUGUGUCGCAUUAGUCACAACAGUUGUCGACCUGAUGCAAUGUGGUGAUGGGAGUGAUGCCUUGUUCUAA
Messenger RNA from Lactuca saligna, 312 nucleotides. NCBI's taxonomy places the organism in Eukaryota, Viridiplantae, Streptophyta, Magnoliopsida, Asterales, Asteraceae. The record is from the annotation of a GenBank genome assembly.